This is a messenger RNA of Colossoma macropomum (tambaqui), 1359 nucleotides long. Its product is annotated as serine/threonine-protein kinase pim-1-like. Gene Ontology annotation, biological process: negative regulation of apoptotic process; protein autophosphorylation; regulation of mitotic cell cycle. Gene Ontology annotation, cellular component: cytoplasm. The coding region runs from base 1 to 1359 and encodes 452 amino acids. Gene Ontology annotation, molecular function: ATP binding; protein serine/threonine kinase activity. Lineage: Eukaryota; Metazoa; Chordata; Actinopteri; Characiformes; Serrasalmidae. The record is from RefSeq and is a predicted model, not a curated record. The transcript has 10 exons.
AUGAAUGAGCUCCGGCCGCUUUGUCGCGUCCCGUCGCUGCCGAACCAUCAGGAGCUGAACCGUGAGGAAUCCACCUGUGACAAGUUUCGCAAAGCAGAGAAGAAGCAGAGCAGAUCUUUAUGGAAACGUAUGUACCGCCACGCCAUCUGGCCCCCUUCAAAAGACUUCAGAGAGCCAGGGCGGAGUGACAAGUACUACAUCCUGCAGGGAAACAUUACCAGAAAACCAGAGAUGUUGAGAAAGACGGCAGAAGUGGAGAUUGUGGUCAUCUCCGCUGACCCCUGCACAAACAACACGCUCCUUCUGACUGCAAUCAUGGAGGAGGAGGAGCUGGUCAUUCCAGCUGCUGUGUGGCGUGAUCGAAAGAGAAAAAGGUCAGAGGAGGGCUGCAGCCAGGCUGUCCUGUACCGAACAGACAAAUGCUCUGCCACGAAAGGACCUGCUGAAGAGCUGGAGUUUCCAAACACUGAAGCCCCAGCAAGAAAGAAGAGGAAAGUGGCAGUGGAGCAGCCCAGGAGAAAGUCUCCUAGACAGAGAAAAGGCAGCAAGCCUGACACCUUUGCCACUCGCUAUGUUCUUGGCGAAAAACUAGGCGAAGGAGGCUUUGGAUCCGUCUUCAAAGGACACCGCAUAUCUGAUGGCCUACAGGUGGCCAUCAAAAUUGUCCAAAAACUGGAUGAUGACCGAUAUGUCCAAAGCCCUGAUGAGCUAAAGGUCGUGCCUGUGGAGGUGGCUUUACUGCAGAUCAUGAGCCGGCCACCCAUCUGCAACACCGUCAUCCAGCUCAUCGAGUGGUUUGAUGAGCCUGACCGCUACAUCUUGAUCCUGGAGCGCCCUGACCCCUGCAAGAGCUUGGACGGUUUCCUUCAGGACUAUGGAGGUUACGUCACUGAGGACAUGGCGCGAGGUAUCAUGUGGCAGUCGGUGGUGGCAGCGUUACAGUGCAGCAAGCGAGGUGUCCUGCACAGGGACAUCAAACUGGAGAACUUGCUGAUCAACCUGGACACCUUGGCGGUCAAGCUGAUCGACUUUGGCUGCGGUGAUUUGAUCAAGAAAUCUGGUUAUAACAUUUUUGAAGGCACGAUUGAAUACUGCCCUCCUGAGUUUUUUCGGAAAGGGAGGUAUUAUGCUGGUCGAGCAACGGUUUGGUCCCUUGGUGUCCUGAUGUUCAGGAUGGUUUGCGGGUACCUUCCCUUUGCCAAAGAAGACAUCACUGGUGGAGCUCUGCACUUCAGAGAUGGCCUAUCUAAUGAAUGCCGCAGUCUAAUUCGUUGGUGCCUGAAGUGCAACCCAACCAGGAGACCUACUUUGCAGAAGAUGCAGCAGCAUAAUUGGUUACGGUGCAACGUGCCAGCCUAG